AUGAGUCUGUUCACGGUGGAGCAGCUCGAGUUGAUCAGACGAUUACGCUUGACAGGUAUCACGCCUGAGGCUGUUCUUGAGGCAUUUCGAGCAUUGGAACAGAUCGAAGCAGAUUUAGAUGCAGCUCGGAUUCAAACGGCAGCUUUAGCAGCACUUAUUGCUCCAGCAACCAAGAUGUUUCACUUCGAUGAUGGCGCUAAUGCAUUUGAAUUGAGUAGUCCAAUCUUACUUCAGCACUUAAGGAAUCAGGUUUAG
Molecule: messenger RNA, 255 nt
Organism: Thelazia callipaeda (thelaziosis nematode)
Lineage: Eukaryota; Metazoa; Nematoda; Chromadorea; Rhabditida; Thelaziidae
Source: the annotation of a GenBank genome assembly